GACAAACCAUGACUGGGUACCUAGUUUCACUUACACUUUAUACUGAUUAUAUUAUUAUUAUAUGGUAAUUAAUAACUCGUAUUACAUUUAGUUAACAGGACUUUUUUUGGAUUUUUAUUUUUGGAGAUACAGAAGAGACUGAUUCUAUACAUCAAAUAGCUGGGGGUGCAUUUCUAUGUAGAACACCACCCGCUGCGUCAGCUCCAAACGCAGCACCGUCACUGAACCGCAGCCAGUGAGACCGAGAGACCCGGGGCAAAACCACCCAGGGAGGGGGCUGUUGACUCGGAUACCCUCACGGAGCUGUUGUCGCUGUUGUCCCGUGUCAAACAUGGCAGACACAGGCGGAGAGAGCCGCGAUGCGUUCUAGCAGUGAGCAUUAGCCUAGCUUUAGCAUUAGCCUCCCGACUGUCAACAUGGAGGAGGAGGACGCGGCAGCUGAUCCUUACCUCCCUUACGACGGGGGAGGCGACACCAUCCCUCUGCAUGAAAUAUCCAACAGAGGGUCUAACUACGCCAUGUCGAAUGGGGGCGGGGCCAGUAGCUCCACCCACCUGCUGGACUUCCUGGAGGAGCCCAUCCCUGGAGUGGGGACCUACGACGACUUCCACACCAUCGACUGGGUCCGUGAGAAGUGCAAGGACCGAGAGCGCCACCGCAAGAUCAACAGUAAGAAGAAGGAGUCGGCAUGGGAGUUCACAAAGAGCCUGUACGACGCGUGGUCUGGGUGGUUGGUGGUGACGCUGACUGGUUUAGCCUCAGGCGCUCUGGCCGGCCUGAUUGACAUAGCUGCAGACUGGAUGAAUGACAUAAAGGAGGGUGUGUGCCUGAGUGCCAUGUGGUUUAACCAUGAGCAGUGCUGCUGGACGUCCAACGAGACCACCUUCGCCGAGAGAGACAAGUGCCCCCAGUGGAAGAGCUGGGCUGAACUCAUCCUGGGACAGGCCGAGGGCCCAGGCUCCUACAUCAUGAACUACUUCAUGUACAUUUACUGGGCGCUGUCUUUUGCCUUUCUGGCCGUCUGCCUUGUCAAAGUGUUUGCUCCAUACGCCUGCGGCUCUGGGAUCCCUGAGAUUAAAACUAUUCUCAGUGGCUUUAUUAUCAGAGGCUACUUGGGAAAAUGGACCUUGAUGAUAAAGACCAUCACUCUGGUUUUGGCUGUGGCAUCUGGGUUGAGUUUGGGGAAAGAGGGCCCCCUAGUGCACGUGGCCUGCUGCUGCGGAAACAUCUUCUCCUACCUCUUCCCUAAAUACAGCAAGAAUGAAGCCAAGAAACGAGAGGUCCUCUCGGCGGCCUCUGCUGCGGGCGUGUCUGUGGCUUUUGGGGCGCCCAUCGGAGGAGUGCUCUUCAGUUUAGAGGAGGUGAGUUACUACUUCCCUCUGAAGACCCUGUGGCGUUCAUUCGCUGCUCUGGUGGCUGCAUUCGUGCUGCGCUCCAUAAACCCGUUUGGUAACAGUCGUCUGGUGCUGUUCUACGUGGAGUACCACACGCCCUGGUACCUGUUUGAGCUCCUCCCCUUCAUCCUUCUCGGGGUGUUCGGGGGGCUCUGGGGGGCCUUCUUCAUCCGGGCCAACAUCGCCUGGUGCAGACGCCGCAAGUCCACAAGAUUUGGGAAGUAUCCUGUCCUGGAGGUGAUUUUGGUUGCUGCCAUCACAGCGGUGGUGGCCUUUCCAAACCCGUACACGCGCCAGAACACGAGUGAGCUGAUCAAAGAGCUGUUCACAGACUGCGGCCCCCUAGAGUCCUCUCAGCUGUGUCAGUACAGGAGCCAAAUGAACGGCAGCAAAGCGUUCACAGACAACCCCAACAGACCCGCGGGACCAGGCGUCUACUCCGCCAUGUGGCAACUGUGUCUCGCCCUCAUCUUCAAAAUCAUCAUGACUAUAUUCACUUUUGGACUCAAGGUCCCCUCUGGUCUGUUCAUUCCCAGUAUGGCCAUAGGCGCCAUAGCAGGGAGGAUUGUGGGAAUUGCGGUGGAGCAGUUGGCUUAUUACCAUCACGACUGGUUCCUGUUCAAAGAGUGGUGCGAGGUGGGGGCCGACUGCAUCACUCCAGGGCUGUACGCCAUGGUGGGAGCCGCUGCAUGUCUGGGCGGUGUGACCCGUAUGACCGUAUCAUUGGUGGUCAUCGUGUUCGAGCUGACCGGCGGUCUGGAGUACAUCGUCCCUCUGAUGGCGGCAGUCAUGACCAGUAAGUGGGUGGGCGAUGCGUUUGGGCGUGAGGGCAUCUAUGAGGCCCACAUCAGACUGAACGGAUACCCGUUUUUGGACGCGAAAGAGGAGUUCACGCACACGACCCUGGCCCGCGAGGUGAUGAGGCCACGCCGCAGUGACCCGCCCCUCGCUGUGCUGACCCAGGACGACCUGACUGUGGAGGAGCUGCAGGCCAUCAUCAAUGAGACAAGUUAUAAUGGCUUCCCUGUGAUCGUGUCCAAGGAGUCACAGAGGCUGGUGGGCUUUGCUCUGCGCAGGGACAUCACUAUCGCUAUAGAAAACGCUCGCCGUAAACAGGAGGGCAUCAUGCUGAACUCGCGGGUUUACUUCACACAGCAUGCGCCCACGCUCCCGGCCGACAGCCCCCGGCCGCUAAAGCUGCGCUCCAUCCUGGACAUGAGCCCCUUUACCGUCACCGACCACACCCCCAUGGAGAUCGUGGUCGACAUCUUCAGGAAACUGGGGCUACGGCAGUGUCUCGUCACGCACAACGGGAUUGUGUUGGGCAUCAUCACAAAGAAGAAUAUUUUAGAGCAUCUGGAGGAGGUCAAGCAGCGAGUCCCGCCCCUGGCGACUUCUUGGUAUUAUCACAAAAAAAGAUAUUCUUCGUCACAUGGCUCAAAUGUCAAACCAGGAUCCAGAGUCCAUCAUGUUCAACUGAUCCGAUCUUUCCACGAAGAUGACGAUGAAGAAGGAGAAGAAGAGGAGGAGGAGGAGGCUAUUUUACUCUUGGACGGCUCCAACUCCUGACAUUUGGAGGACCUAGUUGUGUUUUUCGUGUGUUUUUAGCGCUGCGGACUGCUGAACUGUCGAUACCUUUCGUAACAGGGACCUCCGGUGGUUGCGAGGGGGAAUGACAAUGAUAAAACUAUGAAGUAAAAAUAUCAUUGCAGCUGCUGACUGAGCUCACUGGAAGAAGAAGGCACUUUCUUUGUAAAACACACUUUGGUUUUUUGCACCUGGGUCUUGCAUGAAAACUGUCCACUCCUCCCAGUUUACCGUAAUGCAGAAGAUAAGGGCGCAUCCCAUUUCUUAAAACUCACCUCCUUCGAUUCCUCUGCUUUUAAUUAAGUCCUGUCCCUUAAGGAGAAAAGUCCAUGUUAAACCCCAUCUCAUACAUACAGGGAUGACAUUCAUUUGUAAUAUAAAUUUUACAUUUAUUGGUCAUUAUAAGGUGUGGUUUUAUGUCACAAACCAGGAAGACGUUUAGAAACAUGCGAUGAGAACUUCCGGCGUAGUUCCCGACACUGGGCUCAGCGACCGACUGAAGUAAAUGUGAUCAACGGUAAAAUGAAGACUGCAAACGUUAGGUGCUUCUUUGAAAUAAUCUUGAAUUUGUCGCUCUCGUCUCUCUCGCUUUUGUGUACCCAGUGCACUCGGAGUUGUGUGUCAGUCGGGAAAUGAUGACAAAUGAGGUAUGGUUGUAAUUCUUGAUCAGCCAAACAUAACAGAACGCGACAAUGACAUUUAGAUGAAGAAAACUGGGCCAUUUUCUCAUUUUUCCUAGAUUUUGUCAGAUUUAUGACCACGAACAGAGCCUGCCGGAAGUUGUAAUCUCAUCUUUCUGAACGUCCUCCUGGUUUAUGACCUAAGUGUGAAUAGAGCCUGUUAAAAGCAACUGUGUCUAAAUGAAAUGUCAUCUCCAAAAUGCUAAACAUUCAUUUCUGUUUUAUAAUAUAAUUUCAAAGCUUUUCAUUCACAAACAAAAUUAAUAAUUCUAAACAAAGCAAUUAAACCCAAUGUCUUUUUAAAGAAAUGUUAUUGGGUAUCAAAAUGAUCUUGUAAACCUUUGCUCUGUUUGGCAGUGUGGAGAUCACAUUAGAAUAAAAUGUAAUAAUUUUAUCCUAAUUUUGUUUCCACACUAGGAUAAAAUGUGAUAUUUAUUGAUCAAUAACAUCGUAAAUAAAUAAUAACAGUGACACUACGUCCACACUGCAACAUCUUUUCUCCUUUAUUCGCUUCUCUUGAAAGGGCAGGACUGAAAUCAGAGGAAUCAAGAGUUCAUUCAGAUUUCGAUGAGGUAGUUUUGAGAAAUUGGACACACCCAACGGAUCCACAGUUACACUCUCCGUGUGCCUCAACCACUUCCUGUCCCUUCAACACCUGGCAGGGGUCAAAGGUCACGAUGAAACGCAGAAACAAUGACGCGAUGAGAGACUGAGGAAACCCUCCAGGAACAAACCACCAAAAUCUCACAAACGUAAAUAUCCGUCCAAUGUGAGCCACUGUCACAAAUGAGUUUCAACCAAUCUUUUUAUUUUGUUUUUAUUUUUGACGUAAUUGUCCCGAUGUGAAUGUGUCCUCUGCGUUUGACCCGUCAGUCUAGGGCUGGGCCGAUACCUCGAUAUACAGGCCACAAUAUGAUACAGCACACUUAAGAAUUCGAUAUACUUCAAAUCAGGCUAAAUCAUGAUUAUGAUACUAAAAGUCUAAGUUCAUUAAGUUUGUGCAAAGUUAAUGUUAUCAGGUAUCAUUUAACAAAAAACUCUUAUAGGCACUGGAAAACUCGUAUGAUCAUUGCUGCAAAUCGAACACACAUCAGGAUCGUGAGAAGAGGAACAUUACAUACAAAAAACACCAAAUUUACUCAUCAAAACAUUGAAAAUAUCAACAUAAUUGUAGCUUUUACACAAAACAAUUUAGUCAAAUAUCUAAAAAUACUAGAUAUAUCGAUACAGCAGCCCACAAUACCGAUACUGUAUCAUCAAAUUAAACCAUACGAUAUAUCGAUACACCCCCACAUCAGUCAGUGCUAUGAGGGUUAAACCAAACGCGCCAGAUUUUGAGCAGGAUCUUGAAUAAGCGGUUUUACGUUACAGUUUGAGGAUUUAAUGAAUAUAGUUACAGUGAGAAAGACUUAUUUUUUCAGAAGUGACACUACAGUGAAUCACUCACAUGUUACUUUUAAGCCAGAUGCCCUACUCCAUGACUGAGUCUAUCACUUAUUCCUUCUCAUGAAUAAAACAAGAAAACUGGAUUACCGUAGUAACUUUGAGAAUUAAAGCCGGGCGUACACUGUGUGAUUUUUGUUUUUUUUAAGUCGGUUUUCUGUGUCGUGCUUUGUGUAGUAAACAUGGGAUAACGAGAACCGAUUAAUACCUCAGGACCAGCUCCCAAGUGGCAAUCGCAGGUUGCAAGAAUUGAAAUCCCAUUGCCUCUCUUGACGGUUUCGCACUGUUGAAGUAGUUUCACAAUUACUGUUAACUAUUAAACCCUGUUAUUUGGUCGUACAGUUUGAGCUGGAACUGAGUGAAACAAUCGAAAAUAUCGCACAGUGUAUGUCGGGCAUUAAACAGUUAUGAAGUUUCAUUACGUUUUUUAUUCCUUAAACAUAACAUUUCUAUUUAAACUUGAAUUAAAACUGAUCAAACAUUUUAACAAACAGUGUAGUUAUAGUGAGAAAGACUUUUUUUUUUUAAAUAUAUUUUUUUCAGAAGUGACACUACAGCAAAUCACGAAUCUUCUCACAAAUAAAACAAGAAGAGUGGAUUACCCUACUAACUUUGAGAAUUAAAGCCGGGCGUACACUGUGCAAUUUUUGGCACUUUUUGAGCCGAUUUUUCACUCGUGCAACUGUUUUUGGGAUCGAGUUUCAGCUUAAUCGUGUGUCGUGCUUCAUUUAGUAUACAUGGGGUAACGAGAACCGAUUAAUACCUCAGGACCAGCUCCCGAUCGGCAAUCGUAGGUCACAAGAAUAUCAAACCUGUUUGAAAUCCAGCCGCCUCUCGUGACGGUUUCGCUCUGUUGAAGUAGUUCCACGAUCUGUGAACUUUUAAACCGUGAUUUGGUUGUACAGUUUGACCUUGGUCUGAGUGAAAUUUAUCAAAAAUAUUGCACAGUAUACGUCCGGCAUGAAACAGUUAUGAAGUUUGAUUGUUUUUUUACUCCUUUUUCUAUUUAAACUUGAAUUAAAACUGAUCAAACAUUUUAACAAACAAUGAAGUUAUAGUGAGAAAGACGGAUAAAUGACGAAUAAAACAAGAAGAGUGGAUUACCAUAUGUUGAGAAUUAAAACAGUUAUGAAGUUUGAUUAUGUUUGGGUUUUUUUACAUUUCUAUUUAAACGUGAACUAAAACUGGUCAAACAUUUUACAACUGGAACUAAAGCCAUUUUGUGACAGUGGCCCCAAACUGCAGAGCUCGUUGUUUACCUGUGAAAUAAUAAUAUAAGAGUACCGUACGUGUGUGUGAGAGAACUGUGUCCAACCGGGUUAGCGCUACAUUCCAACCUCGUUACUACGGGCAACCAAAAAAAAAAGAACACGACCUUUUGACCUUUCGACCUUCACCUUGGUCCUCAUCAGAGCCGCCUGACCGAAUUGGAACUGCUUUAACGAACGCGUGAGAGAAAGUGAAAAAGAGAAUCACUGUUCGGGAUUUUGAAGUCUGGCUGUGUUAGAAAAUAAUUGUGCUUUUGUUCUUGAACUUUUUGUACCAAGUAGCAUCACUGAAAAUAUUUAGUUUUUUCAAAUGUGAGCUUAAAAAAACAAAACAAAGUGGAACCAAGUCAUGAUUACAGUAGCACUCAACCUGGGAAAAACAGGACUAAAAGAAUCCAACAGUGAACCAGGUCGGUCUAAAUCAGGCCUGAAUCAAGUCUAAUCCAGGACUCAGGGCUCCCACGGUCAUGGAAAAGUCAUGGAAAUUUGUAAAUUCAGUGAAAGUUUUGGAAAAAUCAUGGAAUUUUAGUAUCUCUUUCAAGUUAUUAUGAUUAUGUCCGAACGUCUGCACCUUUUGUUUAAGAAAAGACGACAAUAAAUGCACUGACAGUAUUUUGAAGUUAAAAAACUAUAAUACCAAACCAUAAAGUGGGUGGAAAGGAUUAACAUUUCAUAUUUAGUCCUAAAAGUCUGAUCAAUUCUACACGUGUAGGUGCGUAAAGUAAUUGAAAAUUAAUUUUAGGUCGUGGAAAAGUUUUGAAAUUUUGUGGGAACCCUGAGGACUGUAUCAGGUCUAAACCAGGCCUAAAUCGGUGCUAAACUCGUCAAUAGAUUCUGUAGUAGUUUUAAACACUUAAACCCAAAUUGAUAAAUGACUAACUAACAAAUAAUUCAAGGGUAAUUGGUUUCUAUAGCAUAUUUUACCAAGUUAAAUUGUAGAUUAAUGUGUUGAGUUUUAGCUGUUGCUUGUAGGUACUAAACAUGGCCAAUCAUUUUUAAACAAAACCAGCAAAAUCCAAACUUUUCUCAAUAAUAAUAAUAAUAAUUUCAAUAAAAUUCUACUACUACAACCACUACUACUGUUACUACAACUACAUGUGAAGCUUACUAUACUACUAUUACUUUAAAAUCGACAUCUUUUGCUACCAUUUUUCAUCAUUUUAUCAUCAAACCCAAACUUUUUCUUCUUUUACCAUCGAAAUAUUUUCUUCCUGAAGUUAAAACGUGAAGUCUUUAUUUGGGAGAGUGAAUUUCGAGCCACGCUGAGCCAAAUCCAAUGUCAAACUUGAGUGUUCGUUAUGAAGGUGAGUGACUGCAACGUUUGUGUGAGAAGAAAAAAGGAAAAUGUAUCUGAGAAAAACUGCGCACUAAUACAUGUUUCCGUCAAUGUACAUGGGAAAAACUGGAAUUAUCUUUUACAAUUUUUGCUAAACUUGCUACUAAAAUACACUCCAUUUGUCUGAAUAGAAAAAGUUUGUCAAAAUCUUUAAAAAAAAAAGCUAAAUUCUGAGGGUUAAUUUGCUGUUUAAUUCAAAUACCAACAUUAUGAUUGUGAAUUAAAAGCUAUUUUAAUCAAUAUUAGUGUCCAUUAUUUUAAUUUGUAAACUCAGAUUCUGUACUUUUUUAUUCUUUUAGAUUGUGUAUUGCAAAUAUAGGUACUGUCCACUAAACUUUGAAAACAGUGGGUAGGAAAAUGACAAAGUAAAAGUACUACUAUUACUACAUUACCACUAUUUCUACUCCUCGCUUAUUCUUUAAACACAAAAAACUUCUGCUCGAGUCAUUUCUCAAAGUGCUAAUAAUAAAAUUGAAGGGAAAAGUGGCACCUUAUUCCGUGUUUCGGCAUUUGUGUAAAACCGUCGUGUUGCCUCAUUCACAUUUCUUACAAAUCUCGAUGUUUUUUCCUUUUUUUUAAUUUAUGGAAACUAGUGUCGAUAAAGUUGUGCAUUAAAUAUGAAGAAUUUUAUGUAUGAUUACUACAUUGUUUGAUUGUACAUUUGAAAAACAAAAAUAUGUAAAGAUUAAAUUUUGUUUUAAAUUAAAAUGAAAGCUGAA
This is a messenger RNA of Boleophthalmus pectinirostris (great blue-spotted mudskipper), 8427 nucleotides long. It is a transcript of the gene clcn3, whose product is annotated as chloride channel 3. Gene Ontology annotation, molecular function: voltage-gated chloride channel activity. The coding region runs from base 417 to 2963 and encodes 848 amino acids. Gene Ontology annotation, cellular component: Golgi apparatus; membrane; synaptic vesicle. The record is from RefSeq and is a predicted model, not a curated record. Gene Ontology annotation, biological process: chloride transport; transmembrane transport. Lineage: Eukaryota; Metazoa; Chordata; Actinopteri; Gobiiformes; Gobiidae. The transcript has 14 exons.